Molecule: messenger RNA, 732 nt
Organism: Camellia sinensis
Lineage: Eukaryota; Viridiplantae; Streptophyta; Magnoliopsida; Ericales; Theaceae
Source: RefSeq, a predicted model, not a curated record
GGCAUGAAGAGCCAGAUCAGUAUAAAGAAGAUUGUUGGAAUAUUAUCGAGUCCAAGUUUGCCAUUCCUCAAGAUGAGAGAAGGGAUAUGAUUAGGCAUCGAACAUUGAAGUCAAUGGGAGAGAAAUGGAGAAAUUGGAAAUGUAGUUUAAAAGCAAAGUACUAUGAUGAGACAAAGACAGCAGCACAGAUAGUAGCUACUGCGCCUUUAACAGUUAACCGUGAGCACUAUGCUGACAUUGUCGCGUAUUGGUUUUCAAAGGAAGGACAGGAACUUAGUGCAACCAAUAAGGAAAGCAGGCGAGAGCAAACAAGUGCACAUACGGGAGGAUCUAAAACUUAUGCACAACAUGCAUAUGAUAUGGAGCAAAAAGAUAAGAUUGCACUAGAUCGAGCAAAAUUAUAUAUACCGCUUCACAAAAGGAAAGAUGGGACACCAGUCAAUGAAGCAGCAGCUACAAAAAUUGAAAAACUAGAAGCUUUGAUGAGCUCACAACCAAGCAGCUCCGAAGGAAAUGUUGGUGGACGUAUAUCUUGGUCACCAAAUGAUAUUUAUUCUCAAGUGAUGGGUAAAGAGCAUCAUGGUCGUGUUCGAGGUUUAGGAUUUGGGCCUACUCCUUCCAAGCAUGGCUUCAUGUGUAAUAAUUUUGACCACUUAAGAAUGGUUUCUGAUGAAGAGAGAAUGAGAGACAAAGACACUAUAAUUGAGUUGAAGGAACAACUAAAAACUCAAG